CCGAGUGGCCGGCGGAGGCGCCCGGUCCGCGGCCACUCUCCGAGGGCGCCUCCCUCUCCGCGUCCGCCCGCGCCUCGGGGACGUUUGCGCGACUCUCGCCCGCGUCCCCGACGCGCCACCGCCCGGGCCGGGCCCUCUGCGACGCGGGGACCAUGCGGCGGCCCCGGCCCGCGACGCUGCUCGCCCCGCGGGACCUCCCGGCGCGCGGACCAGGUGCUUGGCCAUGAUGUGCUCCCCGGUGUCUCCCAUGCUGCCCGCCGGGGCGCCCCCUGAGUGACCGGGCUUGCUCUGCCCCCACUGCUCCACAGUUGAUGGGGCGCCGGGCGGAUGACCGCGGGAACGGUGGUGAUCACGGGCGGAAUCCUCGCGGCCGUCAUUCUCCUCUGCAUCAUCGCGGUGCUGUGCUACUGUCGCCUCCAGUAUUACUGCUGCAAGAAGAGCGGCGUGGACGAUGCGGCCGAGGAGGACGAGGAGGGUCCCCGCGGCCUGGCCUGCAACGCCUGCAGCUCCCGGGCGGACCCCCUGGGCGGGCUGGCGCCCCUCCCCAGCGAGCCCCGCGCCAGCCCCUGCCCCACCUGCUCCCCGCACGGCUCGGCCUUCUACAUCCGCACGGCUGACCUGGUGCCCAACGGGGGCAGCGAGCGGCUCACCCUGGCUCCCGCCUACUACAAAGAGGGGGCGCCCCCGCCCUUCAAAGUGGCAGCGCCCCAGCCGUUCCCGGUGACGUGGCCGAGCUCGGCGCGCGACGCCUUCACCAACCCAAGGGCUGUCAGCACGGAUGUGUGACCCCCGGACCCCCG
Sorex fumeus (smoky shrew) is the source of this 800-nucleotide messenger RNA. RefSeq names its product protein FAM163A. The record is from RefSeq and is a predicted model, not a curated record. The transcript has 4 exons. Bases 328 to 786 code for a protein of 152 amino acids. NCBI's taxonomy places the organism in Eukaryota, Metazoa, Chordata, Mammalia, Eulipotyphla, Soricidae.